Molecule: messenger RNA, 527 nt
Organism: Rotaria sordida
Lineage: Eukaryota; Metazoa; Rotifera; Eurotatoria; Philodinida; Philodinidae
Source: the annotation of a GenBank genome assembly
CAUGUGAUGCAUGGACUGACAAGUAUAAACAUCGUUCGUAUAUUUACAUUACGAUUCAUUUUCUGGAUUUAAAGUUGCAGCUACAUAAAUAUAGUUUAAGAACGCAACCAUUUAAUGAAGCUGAUACAGAUCAAUCAAUAAAAGGUCUUGUAUCGAAUGUUUUAAUUGAAUUUGGUAUAAAUCCAAAUAGUGUGUCGGAUAAAGAUGCAAAUAUGCGCAAAGCUUGGAGAUUGUUAAAUGUUAUUCAUAUAUUUUGUGUUGAUCAUGGAAUUCACAAUUUGUUAAUGAAGGAUUGUUUUCAUAAUAUGAAUUACGUUUCAGAAAUAUUAGAUAAAAUUCAAUCAAUUAUUAACAAGCUUCGUUAUCGUCAACAUGAACUUGAAAAUGAAUAUUUUCGAUCGAAUGAAAAACGUUUUAAUGAUUUGCUUUUAUCCAUUGAUAAAACUGUUGAAAUCAUAGAUGCAGAUUUAGCUUCGACAUAUAUUGAUGCUGAUGAUACACAAGUAUUGAAUGAAAAAUUAGAAUGA